CUCUAAACCGCUCAAAACCGCUAUCAGCAAUAUGGGUCUACUUGCCCUGGUUUGGCUUCUCCUGGCGGCUUCAGCAUCGUCCGCCUCUGCGGAGCUGCUUGGACAAUCAACGUCCCCAGCCCCAGUUCCACCGCCGUUGUACUCACAGUCUAGUCCGCCGCCGCUGCCACCAUCAUACCCACCGUCCAAGUCGCCUCCUCCUGUACCAAGCUCGAGCCUACCUCCGCCCUUGCCAACUCUUUCACCGUCACCCGUCGCUCAACAACCAACGUUUACCUUCCCUGGGCUUGCAAGCUUCAUUGGCCCAGCCAAGUCAUGCCAAGGCUUUGCUCUUGAUGGGUACGGUACCUACAACCUGACUACGGCAACCGAUGGCAGCUUCACGGGUGGCUCCUCACCUUCGGCUGUCGAGGUCUUUGUCGUCGUCACGUCGUCUGGCUCAUCGUGCACAGACGCCUUCACAACCCUCCCUCUCCCGUUUUCGGUCGCUGGGGCGCUGUAUCGGCCCACGUCUAGCGCCGGGUCCAUGAGCGCUAUCGCCACACCGGCAACACGGCUUUUGCAGUACACCAUGGCCACUACAGACAACGUCGUUGGCCUUACCUAUGGCUACUUUGGGAUCAACGCGACAAGCGCUCCCGCUGGCGCGUUUGCCGCUAUACGUAGCAACUCAACGGCGGG
This is a messenger RNA of Astrephomene gubernaculifera, 681 nucleotides long. The record is from the annotation of a GenBank genome assembly. Lineage: Eukaryota; Viridiplantae; Chlorophyta; Chlorophyceae; Chlamydomonadales; Astrephomenaceae.